This is a messenger RNA of Aplysia californica (California sea hare), 7806 nucleotides long. Its product is annotated as chitin synthase chs-2. The record is from RefSeq and is a predicted model, not a curated record. Gene Ontology annotation, cellular component: cell periphery; cell septum. Gene Ontology annotation, molecular function: chitin synthase activity; protein binding. NCBI's taxonomy places the organism in Eukaryota, Metazoa, Mollusca, Gastropoda, Aplysiida, Aplysiidae.
GAUAAAUGAGCUGGCCGGGUGGCCCGACAUUUAUUUCGACCUAACAUCAGCUGUGAAUAGCUCAGCGACUUUCGGAUUAUAUUUUCGACAAGUGAAUAGUACUUUUUAUUCAGAGAUUUCGGAGUGUUUAUUGUGACGUCAUGUUUCGAUAACGGGCUUGUAUUUGUUUGUACCUACACUUUUUGCAGGCUGUUCAAGUGUUCAUAUUUAUUCCUUCAGGCUCAGAAAGCAAAGGAGUAGUGACAACAUAAAUGACAAGAGUGAAAGACAACGACUCCGAGGCUGUGAACCUCGUGAGUCCAGAGGACGUGGAGAAAUGUCAAAGCAAAACAGACAACAAAAAGGCAGAAACGCCAGCGCUGCCCCUGCCUCAAGCUGAGGUCAAGGACAAAAGAGUCAGUGAGCCAGGACCCACCAAGCGUCCAGUUAGUAGGCAACUUGACCUCAGCAAGGCAGAUGUGGCCAAACUGAAAGAGCUGGGAUUUCCUGUAAGACUUCUUUUUGAGGAAUUCAUUGAAAGGUACAAGUUGAUUGUGUUCUCUGCUACGGCAGACAUCGAGCCCACAGCUGACCACUGCCGACUGAUCGCCAGGAGGGCAGGGCUCAGGGAGUUUGAGAUCGGGGAGAGUAAGAUUUUACUCAGCUAUGCAGAUACAGCUAAACUGAACCAACACAGAAAAGACGUAGAACGCAAAAUCAUCCUUACACAGGCUUUCGUUAGAGGGUAUCUCGUUCGAAGCCGAAGUCGUAAAGAGGAAGAAGAGAAAAGAAGAGCCCUUCAAUCCAAGCGAAAAUCCUCCUCCGAUCUGUUAGGGAUGUCGAGGAAACACUUCGACAAGCUGGGGGACCAUUCCCCAACGUCCACUAUCUCAGCUAGAAGUGGCAACAGCCAAUCCAGGGGCGAGUUGAGACGGCAAAAGGAAAUGCUGGAGGCUCACGCUUUCAACGCUCUGAAGAAGAACAGCAAGGGAUAUAAUGAUGAGCUGAAGAAAGCUUUACACAGACUGCAUGCUGAGCCAGAUCUGAAGAUCAUCAACGCCUUCAACCAAGACCCUUCAAACAACUACAACCAGCAGAACAAUCUAGGCUCCUCCUACAGGGGUGCCUACGACAGCGAUGGCGCCCUAACGGAUAUGUCAACAGGCCGCAAGUCACAUAGCAGCUUCCAGCAGCUCACAAGGAUCUGCGUGGCAAAACACGUACUCCCUGUCCGACAUGUCCUGGGAGAUUCCACUCUCUUUGCUGCUCAUCUCGGUGAAAUGGUGGGAGAACUUCUGCGACAACGACUUGCGAAUUGGCUGCCUGUAUGUGCCUAUCAAACAAUUCAAGGAUGCCCUCCAUCGAUGCAGAACCAAAUGCUACAUCUUGGUCAGUUUAUGCAAGAUUGGCGUCAUCUUUGGUCUGGCAUUCCUCUUGGUACCCGACCUGGCACACUUUCAGGAUGCUUUUGGUGACGUCAUCAACAGACCACCUACCCGCCAAGCUAACAAUCUGACCAAACCUGUCGUCAUAAUGCCACCUCAACUGAAUGUCACCAUGUCACCCCUGGCCGACUUGAAUCCCCUUCAAAUGGGUCCGCAAAGACAACCGGGAAUUUCUGCCCAACCGGGUGUUUCCAGCAAUUACGACCCUGAAACUGCCUUCGAAAGCGUGGAAGUGCUGAGAUGCUACCAAACGAAUACCACCGCUGACGGAAAGAACGUCACUGUUUGCGACUUCUUGUACACAUAUCGAUGGGGGCAAUGGGAGACCUACCUACCUCUCAUAGUUCAAAUCGCGAGUUCAGGACUGUGUUAUUACUUCGCAAGGCUGGCGUGUAAGCUCUGCAUGCAACGGAUUUCUUUCGCCAUACCUCUGAGUUUAGCAACUCCGGUCUCUGUGGCAAUUAUCAUAACGAUGUGUUAUGUUGACAAUAGCCUGUUGGAACUGAUGCCUGGCUUCUUAAAGUGGACUUGUACGGAAGGGAACGGGGAGCGGCGCUGGCUCAUCUGGCACCUUGGGCUGGGCUUUGGCCUGUGGUGGGCCUCCCAGCUGUGGGUCACCCGGUACAUCUGGACACCGAGGGCACCCAGGCUGGCCUUUACAGAGAGGUUGUUCUUGUUACCCCAGUACUGUGGGGUUCUCAUAGAGCAGUCUUUGCUGCUGAAUCGACGAAGGAAUGAUAGAGAACGCAUUCUCAAGGAAUUGGCCUUUUCCGAUGACGUGAGUAUGGACAGCGGCAGUACGGACGCCACUAUCAGACGCCAGAGAGAACACGUUGUGCCCAAGAUCUAUGUGUGCGCUACCAUGUGGCACGAAACUGAACGAGAGAUGAGGCAGCUGCUACAGUCCUUGUUCAGACUAGACAUUGACCAGAGUGCCAGAAGGAACGCGCAGGAUUAUUUCAAUGUUCAAGACCCGGAUUACUAUGAGUUUGAAGCCAACAUAUUUGUGGAUGACGCUAUGGACUUUAACGAGGAGGGCGAGUGGAUGCCCAACAUGUUCGUGAGACAGCUAGUGGCAGUUGUCGAUGAAGCUGCUAGGCUGAAAAUACGUAUAUCCUGGCUUUGGACGGAGAUGUGAACUUCAAACCUCAUGCGGUGCAACUCCUGGUGGACAGAAUGAGGAAGAACAAGAAAGUGGGAGCUGCUUGUGGAAGAAUUCACCCAACCGGAUCAGGCCCUAUGGUGUGGUACCAGAUGUUCGAGUACGCUAUCGGUCAUUGGCUGCAGAAGGCUGCUGAGCACAUGUUGGGCUGUGUCUUGUGUAGCCCCGGGUGUUUCAGUUUGUUCCGUGGAUCCGCUCUGAUGGACGACAAUGUGAUGAGGACCUAUGCUACCCGCUCAUCUGAGGCUCGACACUACUUGCAGUACGAUCAGGGCGAAGACCGUUGGCUGUCCACCCUACUUCUUCAACAAGGAUACAAAGUGGAAUAUUGUGCUGCGUCCGACGCCUUGACUCAUUGCCCCGAAGCCUUCAAAGAGUUCUUCAACCAAAGACGUCGCUGGAUUCCCUCUACCUUGGCCAAUAUCAUGGACCUGCUACAAUCUUUCCGACCAACUGUGCGAGCCAACGAUAACAUCUCUUACCUGUACAUGGCAUACCAGGGUCUCCUGAUGCUCUCUACAGUUCUGGGCCCGGCGACAAUCAUGCUUAUGAUGGCUGGUGCCAUCAACCCAGUGUUGAGCAUCAGUCUGUGGCAGUCAUAUAUGCUGGUUGUUGGACCCGUCGCUCUGUACCUCAUCCUGUGCUUCAUCACCAAGUCGGAGACUCAACUGAACAUAGCAGCCGUGCUGAGUGCGAUUUACUCACUACUCAUGAUGGCCGUGGUGGUCGGAACAGUUGUUCAGGUGGCUGAGGACUCCAUUGUCAGUCCCAACGCCAUUUUCUUGUUCAUGCUGAUUGCGAUUUUCAUCACGUCUGCCGCUUUCCAUCCUCAGGAGUUUUUGUGUCUGUUACCCGGAGCGUUGUACAUGUUGGCCUUACCCUCUGCUUAUGUGUUGCUGAUGAUCUACGCUAUGUGUAACCUGAACGUCGUGUCGUGGGGAACCAGAGAAACGUCUGCUCUCGAGAGAAAGGCCCAGCUACGGCAGAGACUGACGCCUAAAAACAGCGGAGGUUUUUAUGCUUGGAUACACAGACAAGAAGAAGAGAGCGCUUGUUGUGGGCGGUUCUUCCGGAGUAUCAGGCGUUUUUGUGGAUCUGGAGGUCAAGAUAUCAACACAGAGAUUCUUAGGCAGGUCAUUGAGAAGCUGGACAAAGUUGAAGCUGGGAUGAGAACUGUCACCACAGGAGGGACCUCAGCAUUUGUUCACAACAGAAAGAGAUCGUCAUCCAGGUCCAGGCACUCUAAGAAAUCCUCCAAGUCCCACAUCAAAGACAUUGAAGAGGAAGCAGACAAUGGAGAUGCCAGCUCUUCAAUGUCAGAGAGUUUGUCAGAGGAAGAGAUGUACCUUGAAGAAGAUAGAGAUGAGCUGAUUAACCCCAAAUGGUUGGACGACUCUUGCUUGAAGACUGGCGGUGUGCAGUACCUACCCAUGAGAGAGAUUGAGUUCUGGCAAAGAUGUAUCGCUAAAUAUCUGCACCCGAUCAACCCAGACAAAGCAGUUGAGGCUAAAAUCACCGUGGACUUGAAAUCUAUGAGAAACAACGUCGCCUUUGCCUUUUUCAUGAUGAAUGCUUUCUGGAUGGUAAUUAUCUUCAUGUUGACAAGAGUCAAAGACAGGAUCAGUCUCAAGAUUCCCAAAUUCGGCGGAGGUGAACUGUCUGUUGAGCCUUUGGGUCUGAUUUUCUUGAGUGUCUUUGCCUUCAUCCUCUUGCUGCAGUUUGCUGCUAUGUUGAGGCACAGAUACGGAACUCUGCUGCAUAUCUUAGCAUCCACUGAGCUCAGGGUGGAUAAGAAGAAGUUCAACCAGAAGCAGGCGAUCAGAGAUAUCGUAGAGUAUGCUAUGAGGAUGCAAAAGCUCACAGGUUUUGACGAGGAUCUUACAGAUCCAGAUUACGAGUACAUGAGCUCGUCAGAAAGCAGACCCACGAGCAAUAUGCCGAGCAAUAUGCAUUCGUCGUCCAUAAACUGCAUGUCAUCCAGAUCUCUUGGCAUGGAGGAUAGUGACGUACCCAUACAGCCGGUCAGCGAGUCGCCGUACUCUCUCAUGCUGGACAACCCUGCGUUCACGGGAGAUAAUGCUUCGACACCCAAACCUUCAGGUUCACAGUCAGCUGAUGAGGCCCUAAAGGGAGACGAUGAUGAGAAAACCCCGCAACCCAAAAAGAAAGGAAAGAGCUCUAAGCUAGGCCGGAGCAAAUCUACCAUGGUGGAUAAAAAUAAUACCUUGAGGCGCCAGUUCGAGAAAAGAUACAAGAGAAUGUUGCGUAACCAUUCUGCAGAGACUGGUGCAGACCCAGACUUCGACCCCUUUGUCAGUAGAUCUCUGCGCGAGACCAGAAGACCUAGAAAGCGGGAAUCAAUGGAAGAAGUCGUUGCCAGAUUCAACAAUUUCAACAGAUGACCAGUUAAACAAUUAGGGUGAUUUAGCCUUCACUUGACCCCCAGUUGCACAAGCAAAAGCUCAGAUGCCUGUUCAAGAAAUUUUAUUUAAAUUUUGAUAUUUUAUUUUUUCCAUAAAGGCUGCACAUUGGCAAACAAAAAUACUUAUCGCAACUGCACCCACAGUAUGAACAUGAUGUUAAAUGUCAUCAGUAAUCUGCUCUCAGAUGCCCAGUAGCUUCAUAAAACACGAUUGCCAUAAAUUGCAUCCCUUGUUCAUUUCAAGAAUUCUCCAUCUGAGUCAUGUUUUACCCAUUGGGCAAAACUGAGGUUUGGACUCUCGGUCCCUGGAUUUCAAGUAGGUGCAAUAAUAACGUCGAUGCGAUUGACAGUACGGGGAAUUCAUAAAAAGGUUCAAAGCAAAACGUUAAUUUGACUCAUUUGAGUAGUUUUCUUUCUGCAGCAAUCGUCUGAAAAAAAGCCUCCCGCGACAUGAGAAAACAACCGAAUGAGUUGUAAUUUCACUUAAUAUGAGAUUGGAUGAAAAGUCUCUAGUGUCGCCUGUUACUGUUUGGUCUAACUGCCUAAACCACAAGUGGAUACUGAAAUCCAGUGUUGUUCUCGCAGGAUCUAAGUUACAAAACCUGUGAGGAAUGGUUACCAAAUAUCUUGUUUAAAAUGUUUCUGAUGAAUAUUGAACCUUUGAUAGACACCCAUUAUGCUAUGAAUAUUUUUUUUCUAUGUUGCCAAAAGUGAACAUCUGUUGAAGAAACAGUCUUCAAUUUAAAGCAAAAAAGUAAGCCUUCAAAGUUUGCUUUUUUGUUUAUGGCGUACCUUUUGGAGUUUUUGUGCCUGCAAUAUCUGUUGACUUUUGUAAUUUCAUGUCGUACUGCUGGUUUGAAUUGAAAAUUGCAAAGACUGAAGUGUGAAAGAAAAAAGUGUGGAUGAUUAUGUGAAGGAGCUGUAAGACGAGUAAACAGUUUGUCAGAAAUACGAGAAACAAUGAAUGUGUGAUAAGAGAGAAUGAACCAUGUAGGACAAGACGAGGAUGAGAAAUGUAUUUCUAGAAUGUCUGUGUUUGGGAGCGACAGUGAGAGAGAGACAGAGAGAGAGAGAGAGAGAGAGAGAGAGAGAGAGAGAGAGAGAGAGAGAGAGAGAGAGAGAGGUGAUUUUCCGGUGCAGACUCGCACUACAUGUAGUAGUAUUUGUAUGAUUGUUCUAUGGAUUAACGGAAUUUCUAUUUCUGACACAGCAGCGUGCCAUGUUUUAUUAGAAUGAUUGCGCGUUGAAAAGAGGGUUCUUCGAUUUGAAAUGCUAUCAAGCAGCUUGGUUUCAAAACUAUAUUUAUCAAACGCAAUAAACGCUCAAAAAAGACGAGAGAGCUUUACUAGUUAUGAUAUUCAAUAUAUAAUGGAACUGGGGGUCCUUUAGGAAUGCAGCUUCUGACAAAUUGAAUUAGAAAUAUAACUAUCAUGAAGAAAAUGUGUAUUUAUUUUAUUCCCUUUGUUACUUCAACGCACAAAAAAGAAUCUGCUAUCUGAAUGUUGAGCUUUGUUAUCAAAGUUGCGACGUUACAAAAGAAGUUAACCGUUGAAGGAAAAUAAUAUUCUCUGCGUUAAUUUGUAUACACUAACUUCUACAUACUCAGUUUUUCAUCGACCGCCAUCUUUGUCUAAGAUGUGUCGAAAAAUCGAUGUAAAAGAUUAUCCUACUUUUUCUUUUUAUCCAUCAAUGUUCUACAUACUCACUUAUCCCUUCUACUCUGUAUCAAGGGACUUGAAGCUCUCUAUUUUGGUCGCUUCUGUCUAAUUUUUCAUUGGUGCUCCUCUCUCAAAUGUCUCGAUUGAACUGUUUACUAUCGGUUUUAUCUUUUGAUAUUAACACUCAACUUUGUUGAUGUCAGAUGUACUUAACUUUUCCAUUCUAUUUAAUUUUGUCAUGGCUACGCAUUUGUGAUUUGUUUGGUUUGUUUUCCCGUCUUUUUUAAUUGUAAAUAUUGGUGAGAACGAAUGUUGAUGAUCUGACAGUAAAGAGAGAUACUGUAGUGUGUUUUGUUGUGAGGAUUUUUUCUGUUGUUGUUUAUUUUGCAUUUUGAAUAAUAUGUCAUUCCUUUGGGAAAACAUGUGGUUGUGUUGUAUGAUGUUAUCAAAUUCUACCUUGAUGACAUUUUUUUUUCAGGUGAAUGUAAGGACAGUUGAUAGGCAAUCUCAUUAUUUUUCUUUUCAUGUUACAGCGUCUACGGUUGUUGUUGUUUUUUUUUCUUGUGAAGAAUGUUUUAGCUUUAUGUUUCACUUCUGUUGCUACUGGUGUAGGCCUAUUCUUUUUUUAAAUUCUUUUUAAAGUAAUAAUUCUCUUCUUGCGUUUCUCAUUGGUGAGUCCAUUUGUUUCUGUUACUAGGUUUAAGGGGAUUUGAUUCAUGUAUGUCUGAUUUGUGAUUUAGUAGAAACAGAUUGUUUUAUUUUUACUUUAAUGGUUUUUAUGUUUUCUGUUGCUUUUGUGAUUGACAAGUGAAUGCAAGCUAUGUAUAGCAGUAAAUGGUGAAACCGUGAAUGGGAGUGCAAGUCUGUAAAUCAGGCUGGUGUGCAAACGUAUGAUAAGUGUCUGAUACCAUCUAUGUUUCGCUGCUUUCUAUGUUUCGAAAUCCUAUGAUAAUAUUAUGUAACUGUUAUUUCAAAGGAAAACAACUUCCCCAAGUCUUGUGAUGAUAACACGACAUUCCGUUUAUAGGACGGUUCCUGACAGGUUCAUGUACACCUGACUAAUGUCUUUAUUUCUGUGUACAAUCAAAACUAUCCUCUACUCUGUGUAUGCAACGCACAAUAAAAGUAUUUUGAAUUAAA